[Torrubiella] hemipterigena is the source of this 348-nucleotide messenger RNA. The record is from the annotation of a GenBank genome assembly. Lineage: Eukaryota; Fungi; Ascomycota; Sordariomycetes; Hypocreales; Clavicipitaceae.
AUGUCCGCCGUAGUCAGUGAACACAUUGAGGCUGUUCGCUUGUUAGUUGAUGCGGGGGCUGCUAUAGAAACAGAAACGUCUUGGGGAGAUUCAGCUUUAACUAUUGCUGCCCGUAAUGGGCUGGAAGAAAUCACCAACUUCUUGGCCGACAAAGGCGCUAUAUUGCCCCAAGGUCCAGCAGGAAGACGAGCUUCACGUGCAGCACCACGCAGAGGCUAUCACCAGCUAGUCAGGCGUCUAACUGCUGAUUAUAAUCGACUCGCGCAGCAGCCUCUUCAAAGGCAAACUCGAUCCCUUUUACGCAACUGCCAAACGUUACAGAGAACGAUGAAGGCGAUCGUGAAAUAG